AUGUCUUCAUUUAUAUCGGAACGCUUUGUUCUGGUCCCUAUCUUGGUCGUGGGGGCCAUGCAACUCCUCUUUAUACUCAGUAUUGCGUCCCUAUCUCAGACCGAUGCUUUGAACCAAACCAAUGCGUAUCUGCACCACACAUGCAUCAACAGUCAAGGGACAUACAGACCGGGGAGCCCAUACGAGGAAAACGUCAACAGAGCCAUCAAAACUAUGUUUAAAAAAUUGUUAGACUACGGAUUUAUUCACUCCGUCGUUGGUGAUGCUCCCAAUACUGUCUAUCCCAAGCUCCAGUGCCGGGGCGACCUUAGCUUAUCCCAGUGCCACUCUUGCCUCACCACUGCCUUCGCUGGGAUUCGUAAGAGAUGUCCGAAAAACAAGGGGAGAAUAAUAUGGUACGAAAACUGUGUUCUCGAGAUUUCUUCGGUCUAUAGGUGGUCGCAGAUUGAUUACCAAAACAAUUUCUUUUUGUACAACGCGAAGGAUGCGAGUGGGGAUAAAGAGUCGUUUAACAAGAAGACGAAGGCUCUCCUUUAUAAUCUGAAGGAGAAAGCCAGUAGUAAAGAAAAUGAUCCCUACGGGAAGAACUACAUGUAUGCAACGAUGGAGGAAAGUCUCGGGACGAUGAAGUUGUAUGGAAUGGUGCAAUGUAUGAAGGAUUUGUCGGUUAAAAAUUGCAGUCUGUGUUUAGACUGGAUCAUGGCAAAGUUUCCGAAAUGCUGCAAUGGUAAACAAGGAGGAAGAGUUUUGUGUACAAGCUGUAAUUUUAGAUAUGAGCUUUACCCUUUUGUAAAGCCUUGUAAAGACUUAAAAGACUAUUUAAUGAGAGCUCCGUAUGUAUACCAAAUAAAAUACCUGGGGAAGUACGGAAAAUUCCUCCUUCUUUUGAAAAUACCUUGA
Messenger RNA from Eutrema salsugineum, 900 nucleotides. RefSeq names its product putative cysteine-rich repeat secretory protein 21. The record is from RefSeq and is a predicted model, not a curated record. NCBI's taxonomy places the organism in Eukaryota, Viridiplantae, Streptophyta, Magnoliopsida, Brassicales, Brassicaceae.